Ylistrum balloti is the source of this 6653-nucleotide messenger RNA. Its product is annotated as M-phase phosphoprotein 8-like. The coding region runs from base 1 to 2466 and encodes 821 amino acids. Gene Ontology annotation, biological process: Golgi to lysosome transport; retrograde transport, endosome to Golgi. The record is from RefSeq and is a predicted model, not a curated record. Gene Ontology annotation, cellular component: endosome membrane. Lineage: Eukaryota; Metazoa; Mollusca; Bivalvia; Pectinida; Pectinidae. Gene Ontology annotation, molecular function: small GTPase binding. The transcript is spliced from 15 exons.
AUGGCGGAGACGAUGGAAGGUGCGCCAGGGAACUACGCGACGAUGGAGAAUUCGGACGACAAGAAGUCCUCCGUUGCAAGUAGCGAUUUGUCGGAACGAGAAGAAUCAUCAGAAGAAGAAUUAUACGAAGUGGAGAGAAUUAUGGGAAUAUCUAAAGCUAGCGGAAAAACACUUUACAAGGUUCGAUGGAGAGGGUAUGGAGCUACUGAUGACACCUGGGAACCCAUUGAAAAUCUACAGUCAUGUCUAGACCUCAUUGAGGAGUAUCAGAAGAAGAGAGAUGAACAGCGGUUAAAACGAGCAAAUGAAAGAAAGAAAAGAAAGGAUAUGAUGGAGGGGCGUAUCCUUGUGGAGCCAGACAGUUCUCGUGAGGGUUCUCCAGCACAAGUCCCAACCACGCUGAAGGACACCUUUUGGAAGGACCUUGAAGAAGGCCGCCUUAACCUCUUUGCCACAGAUAUGUACUCACGUGUGAAAGGUGGAGGUAGAGCUCCAAAAUCACCAAAAGAGGAUGAUGAUGAAGAGGAGGAGAAAACUCAACGAAAACGAGGGAAGAAGAAAAAUUCUUCAAGAAACAUCAGAGAAAGGGACAAAGGUAGACGAAGAAGCCAGCUGAGACCCAAGAAACAUUCCUCUAAAAGUUCCCUGGUCAGUGUUGUGACAGAUUCCGAGUCAGACUCCUCAUGCAGUGAUAUUGAAAAUAUCAGCAGAGACUCAGUACCUAUAACUUUCAAUGUCAGUGAAGAACCGGUGCAGACUGAUAUGUGCAAUGGAGAGAAAAAUGAAGUUCUCACAGUAAAUUCCACAGAAAAGAGAGAAAAUGAGCUGGUAGCUUCCACAGAAGAAGGGAAGAACAAGAAGUCCAAGAAACCUAAGCUAAGUGCUUCCUCCUCAGGUUUGAAAGACAAAUCUAACACAGAGAAAAGAGACUCUUUUACCAGUGUGAAAGUCAAACCUGUGACCUCAAAAGACAGCAAGGAGACAGGGUCAUCCAAAACCCCUAAAAUUGACACAUUAAAACGGGAGGCCAUGAUUGAUAAACCGUCUAGUCCUAUAAAGUCCUAUUUGUCAGGAGGCAGUACGCCACCUAGGAAAAUGUCUGUGGAAUCUCCGAGUGAAAACCGGCAGCUACAGGCUCUUGCAUCAAGUACCCCCAAUGACACAGUGUCAAGGUCAGACAGACAAAGACUGUCAAAUAAUUCAGACAAUAGUUAUACCAGUAACAUUGGACACAAGCGAAAACAUAGUUCAGAUUCAAGUAGUGCUAGACCCAAUAAACAACGAAAAGAUUCAGACUUCUCUGAUAGUGGCAUGGGUAGUUCUGUCAGUAGUGUUACUAGUCAAGACUCUGAUAGAGGAGCUAUAUCAGGUGUGAAAAGGCGUGAUUCUGUGGAUUUCUCACAACCUUUAGACGAUAUUUGGAAUGGAUCAUUUUUACCAUUAUUACCAGAAAGUACCAAAUCAGAGGGUAGAGGGGCUGACCUAAGCUUUGAUAUUGAACUUGAUGAUAUAGACCUGGAUGACCUGGAUCAACAAAAGACUGCUGAUGAUGGAGAAGAUGUUGUGGACAUAAGUGAUGAAAACUUUCGACAGGCUGUAAUGGAAGGGGAUUAUUUGUUGGUCAAAAAAGCUCUGAGCAGCAAAAAGAAGUUUGAUGUGGAAUCUGUAGAUGAUUUGGGAAUUACAUUGCUGAUGUAUUCAGCUCAAAAUGGUAAUGAUGAUAUAGCGGAGCUGCUAGUUAACCACAAGGCAAACAUCAAUGCACAACAGCAUAACGGCACUACAUCCCUCAUGCUGGCAUGCGAACAUGCUCACAUAUGCACAGUAGCAUUACUAGUUGAGCUGGGAGCAAAUGUUAAUCUGCAGCAAACAACAGGUGAAACGGCACUAAUGAAGGCGGUGAGGAGAGGCCAUAAACAGAUUGUGAAGUUUUUGUUGGAGCAUGGUGCUAAUUUCUCGGCUCAGAACAACUCAGGAUUUACGGCGGUGACGUAUGCCAAAAUGAUGAGACUGACCGAGAUUGAGGACAUCAUUGUGGAUUACAUCUCCAGACUUACGAACGAGUUUGACAAACAAGUUGCCAUCACAUUAAACAGUACAGCCAAGAUUAUCAGUGCUCUGUUCCCACUCCAGUGCUUCCCACUGUCUGAGGGAGAAAAGUUCUCUGUCAACUUCAAACAUGAACUACAGGCUAAUACUCCAGGUGUAGGAUACCUACUUUUUGUGGCCCAUGCUCGUAUCACAGCCCAGGAUAUCCGCUGUAGGUUCUAUGGUCCUUGUGCUGUACAGAAUGUCUCACUCAACGGUGUCCAGCAGCCACCACUCACAGAGGAAGCCAACUUUGUACUGUCCUGUUGUCCUUUACAACAUGGGAGGAAUGAAGUUAUCAUUAACACAGUACCAGCUCCUGGGUCAAAGGCUAAACUUGUAGUGUGUGCAUACAAAGCCCAGCUGAUUGAUACUUAGCUUUGUGUGGGAAGAUUAUCACAGACAUAGACACUUUGAUGUGUAUGGGAGAGUGUCCCAGACAUACUUGUACAGGAAUAUCUAGUGUCCUUACACAAGAACUUGUGGAGGGAGGUUCUUGGUUGGCCGUCUAGAUAUUGAUUCAUGUGAAAGAGUCAACUGUCCCGACUUCAUAGAAGAAAUCUCCACCGACUCCAUACCUGUUGAUCUCAUUCUUUGAAAUUUAUGUGUUUCCUCUUCCACUGAUCUCGAAUAUGAAGAUAAAAUGGAGAAAUCAGAAUUAAGCCAGCAUUCUGAUAACUUUGACUAGUUUGGACAACAGUUGGAACAUAGUUCAUGUUUGUUCAAAAACUUUGUAGUUACAAUAAUACAAUUCUGGUCUGAGGAAUAGGUGAUAACACAAGCACACAGGAACCAAGCUCCUGGUCACCUUAAAAUGUGUGAAAUGAUGCAGAUGUUGGUAUGUUGUGUAGAUGUUGAUACCAUAUCUUAUCCUAAACCUGUAUAUAAUGACCAUGUGGUAAAAGAGUUGGUCUCUGGUUUUUUGAAAACUGUCAAAAUUAUAACCUUUCCAAGGCUAGGUUAGCAAUUUAUUUGCAAAAUGUAUUUGGAUAUGACUUUAGCAGAGUUCAGUAUGUCAAUUAAAUAUCUGAAAUUAAAAAAUCAGGUCUGUGUGAUGGUGUAUAAAAGAUCCUGAAUGUUGUUCAGAAAGUGGAAUUAAAUAUGACUACUAGUAUUUAAUUUGUUGACCUUGACCAUACUUCAGAAUCAAUGCAGGUGAAUAUAUUAUGGUAUUUGCAUCUACUAAGUGUAUGUACAGGUACAUGCUUGAUAGAUGAAUGUGUAACAGCCAAUUACCAAUACUGGUAUACAGUAUAACAUGUUUAUAGCCAGACUGGGGCACCUGAAUUAUUUCUUUGUUAAAAUCACUAUAUCACUAAAUCAUAAUACACGAUAAAAGUGAAAGUAAAAAUAGAAAGGUUCAGUUUAGUUGGAGAAAGUACUGCUGCGAAUGCUGAUUUAUAUUUUUGGGUACAAGCAUGUCAUGCUGUAUACAUACAAGUUACAUGUUACAAGAAUUGUACUGUAGGCAAUCUGUUUUGCAUGUGUAGCGAAGGAAAGGGUGUGGAAGCAGGUGCUCUUGUGAUGUAAGGCAUGUACACCGUUUUGUACAUUUUAUAUAUAAAACUUCAAAGUACCCAGUAUAUAUACUGUAUAUACUAGAAGCUAUAUUUGCACUUGUUACAAAGAUCAUUACCUGUGUUAAGACCUGUAGGAGGGCAAUCAGAACAGGACAGAAAUUUUAAAACUGUCAUAAACAUGAUAUAUUUUAUCUGUACAGAGCCAGUAUUUACCACUAAAUAGUGAUAUUAAGUAUAUACUCAUGUUGGAUAUUGUUAACAUCACUUUAAAUCAUCACUACAUUUGUAUAUGCAUAUCAAUGCAAACAGCUUCGCACAUUUCCGAGGCAAAUUACAUCCCUGUGACAUCCCCAUUAUGCCAAUGCAACACUUGAAUGUGAAUACAAAAUGCUGUAUUUCUAGAAAUCUUCUCAAAAGAUGAGAAUUGAACAUUUACUACUAUGAUCAAGUCGACACCAUAAGGAAGUUUACAGCUUAUGUGAUUUUUUUUAGUGUGGUAUUGAUUCUAGAAUGAUGAAUCACGGUUGAUUUUAAUGUGGAAAUCAAAGAAUGAACAUACUUAUAUUGUUAGAGCUUGAGAGUUUAAAAAAGAGGACCAGAUAAUUGGUUAGUUUCUAAAAAUGAUGGAAGUAAAUGAUUGUGAUAUUUUUGGUGAGAGAUACAUUCUGUACCCUCAUAGUCUAGUUGUAUAUAUAUUUCUCUUCAUUGUAUUGUUAUAAGUCUUUAUUGAUUAGUCAGUGUGAGUUUUAUUUCACACACAACUAUUCUAGAAUUUCAAGGAAAAAGAAAAGCUCCUUGACAUUUUCACUGUUUUUGGUAAUUAUCUGUACAAAGAAAGUGAAGUUUAAAGUUUGGAAAAAAUUUCAGAUAUGUAAAAUAUGGAAUAGAACCAGUCCCAUGACUUUUUCAUUUGAACAGAGAAAUUUAUAUUAUAAGAAAUGUGUUUUACUAGGUGAUGACCAUAACGUAUGUUUUCCUAGGUCUAUUGUGAUAAUUAUAUAAGGUAGUGUAUUUUCUCUUUGAGCAUCAAUACAUUAAUCUUGGAAAGCUGUGCAUUUGUAAGGUGGGCUACCUGGUGCUUUUUGUUUGCAAUAUUAUUUAAAAAGAAAUAUUUUGGUUAGAUACAUAGUGGGAUGCCAAUGUUAAAAACUUUGUGUUAUGUAUUUUUGUGUUUGUUAAAGUCUCAUGGUCGUUAUACACUAAUUUAGAUUUGUUAAUGAAAAUAUCCAUAGUAAGAUAUAGUAAGAUAAGGUGGCACAAUUAUACACAAUAUAGUAAACAAAAUGUGUAUCUAUUUGCUCAACAUUUUUCAUUCUUGAUAAUUAAAAUACAGAAAUACUAGAAGCAUAGUGGCUAAAAUUAACUCAGGAAAUUAAAUCAACAAUUAUAUUGAUAUGAAGAAUUAUCUUAUUUUUGUCAUUGUUUUCCCUCAACACAUCCAAUGCUUUGCACAAUUUAUAGAAAAGCACAACUCCUUGGACACUAGAUGAAGUUCAGUUUGAAAUACAGUUUUUUCAUUUACUAGAGAGCAGAAAAUGAAUCAUAGUCCUAUCAUUACUGGUCAUCAAGUGAAUAUGUACAUGUAGGUUAGAAAUUUAUUGAUCAUGGUUUAUAAUACAAUUUUGAACCAAAUUGUCCAUCAUGUUGGUAUUGUAUUUGAUGUUUUACAUGGUCAAAGCUUAAGUCACAAUAUGUCAUCAUGCGCACAUAAAAAUCAUAAAAACUCUCAGCAUAUGUGAUUUAAUGUUUUGUCAGUCAUAUGUUGUAUAUAAAACUAAAGAAUGUCUGUCAGCUAUUGAUUUGAUGUACAUGUAAAUAAUGGAAAUGUUGACAAAUUUCCAUAAAAUUGACAUAUCAGUGGUUUUCAUUCAUAAAUUGAAUCAGAUAGGGUUUUUUGUGUGUAUCGGAUAAUCAUUUCUAUUUUUUCAUGUGUUUGGUUAAUUUGGUAAUCACUUAGUUGUACAUCUUGAAUGCUGCUAAUUAAAGAACAUAUGAAUCAUUAGGCAUUUCCAAAUUCCAUCUUCCACCAUUAUCAUUUUGUGAUGAUAUUUACCAUUUUAACAACUGUAACAUAUUACAUAUUUGGUGCUUUCCACAGCAUUUUUCAUUGAGCCAAAAUUCAUUUUGAGCACUGCCAAAUUGCUAUUAAGGCCAUGUAAAAUGGAAGAUUAUAACAAGGGAAAGAAAUCUGUGAGGAGAGACACUGUGGAAGGAGUUCCUUAAUAUCACAAGUUUUACAGGAAACUUCUCAUUCAAGAAUUAGGAAUUUUGCAUUUUGAGUGCAUUGAUUUGUCUGUUUGUUUCAUGAGUUAUUUCAGAGUUCCAAUGAACAGAGUAUGAAUUAUUUAGGAUUAAUGGAAGACAGCAGCUUCUUUUUGAUAGAAACUAGCCUUUGAAAUGAGGUAACAAAGUUAGCAUCAAUCCCCCCCCCUCCAAAGAAAUAAUUACAGAUGCAUUUUAAAAGUAUUAUAUAUCUAUAAAUUAGCCCAGAAUUUUUUGGCUAAUUACUGACAGAUUAUUUUAAUACAGUAGCUAGCACAUGUUAAUAGAAUGCUGAUAAGAAUAUGUUGUAAAGUUUCAAUUUUGUUGCUUUGCUUCCUGUGAAUGUCCUUGGAGAGUGCUUCAGUGUAAAAGUUGCUGAAAAUACAAGCUUGAUGUUAGAAUUUUGUGAAGGUACCAUCAUGAUAUGAUGCUGGUAUUCUCAGAGUGUCUUUAUUUGUGAAAUAUUAAAGAUAUUUUUUGAAUAGUUAAUGCUGUUUGAAUGAUGCUGGUAUAGAUAAAAGUGACUUGAUGAUUGAUGCCAGAACCAUUACAUUGUUUUUCAUCAGUUUCUUAUUGGUUAAAAUUGUCCUUUUUUGGGAAAAAAAUUUAAAUAUGUGCUGUUCUUAAAUAUCAAUCUGUGUGAUGGUUUUAGUGAUUUGCUUUUUAUUCCUCACUUUCACAAGUUUAUGUCAUACAGGAUUUUUAUAAUUGCCUUUUUUGUUUUCUCCUUAAAAACACCAAGACAAAUAAAGUAUGCUUCUUAUAAAAAUAUUUAGAUUUUGU